AUGAAGUCGCUGACUUUAGGAUACAACAGCUUCGUCAAGACCCUCACGGGCAAGACCAUCACCCUCGAGGUCGAGUCGUCCGACACGAUCGACAAUGUCAAGUCCAAGAUCCAAGACAAGGAAGGCAUCCCGCCCGAUCAGCAGCGCCUGAUCUUCGCCGGCAAGCAGCUUGAAGACGGCCGUACUUUGAGCGACUACAACAUCCAGAAGGAAUCCACGCUUCACCUCGUCCUCCGUCUCCGAGGCGGCAUCAUCGAACCCUCCCUCAAGGCCCUCGCCUCCAAAUACAACUGCGAGAAGAUGAUCUGCCGAAAGUGCUACGCCCGUCUCCCGCCCCGAGCCACCAACUGCCGCAAGAAGAAGUGCGGGCACUCGAACCAGCUCCGACCGAAGAAGAAGAUCAAGUAG
Molecule: messenger RNA, 408 nt
Organism: Fonsecaea multimorphosa CBS 102226
Lineage: Eukaryota; Fungi; Ascomycota; Eurotiomycetes; Chaetothyriales; Herpotrichiellaceae
Product: ubiquitin-60S ribosomal protein L40
Exons: 2
Coding region: 1-408 (135 amino acids)
Biological process (GO): translation; protein ubiquitination; modification-dependent protein catabolic process
Cellular component (GO): nucleus; ribosome; cytoplasm
Molecular function (GO): structural constituent of ribosome; protein tag activity; ubiquitin protein ligase binding
Source: RefSeq, a predicted model, not a curated record